UCCGCUACAGCCUCUAGGGUAAAGGAAACGUCACUGGUCUGCGACGAGAGAAGCUGUAAACAUGGCUGCCUACCGUGCAACACGGUGCUUAUUGCGAUGCAAUUCUAGGAUUAGAAACGUCAAUCAAAACUCUCACAUGCUGGCUCUGUACACAAAAAGAAUGUUAUGUAGCACAGCAGCAGGAAAUGGCACGCCGAAUGAAAGAAAACCGCAGUUCCAAGAUGAGGAUGUGCAGGACAUUCUUACUAGAAUCACAGGGAUAGACUUGCACAAGAUAUUUAAAGCCAUAAAACAAGAAGUAAAACCCCCGACAUACAAACUUAUGACCGACGAGCAACUUCGGGAGGCUACUCAGAAGGCCACAGAGGAGGCCAGAAAGCGGCUGAAGAUGCCGCCGGUCCUGCCUGAACGGCAGCCUGUUGACGACAUUCUAGCAGACGACAAGAUCCUGGAAGGCAUGGAUACAGCCAAAUACGUCUUUACUGAUAUCACCUUCAACAUAUCACACAGAGAGCGGUUCAUUGUGAUCCGAGAGCCCACCGGUAUCCUGCGCAAAGCAUCAUGGGAAGAGAGGGACCGAGUGCUGCAGGCCUACUUCCCCAAGCCGGGAAGACGACUCAUCGCUCAGCCCAUCUUUAAUGAGGAGAACCUCAAGGCUGUGUAUCAGCAGGACAGACACAAAGACAUCCUGGAUUUGUGUCUUGUUCAAUUUGAACCCGACUCCUCGCAGUACAUCAAGGUGCACCUGGCGACCUAUGAGGAUAUCGAAAAGCAGGGCAGGUAUGACCUCCUGCGGUCCACCCGACACUUCGGAGGAAUGGUGUGGCACCUGGUCAACUCCAGGAGGAUCGAUGGCCUGCUGAUUGACAUGCUCCAGAGGGAACUGGUGCAAGAUGCAGCGAGCUUGGUGAGCCUGUUCCACAUGGUGCAUCCUCAGAGCGAGUCGGCCACUGAGGCCAGGGAGCAGCAGGCCACAGGCCUGGAUCUGAUCAAGGUGUACGGAGAGAGGGAGUCCCAGCGAGCAGGAUACAUCGAGCUGGCUUUGCAGGCCUAUCGGCAGACCCCGCUGGAGAGCUCUGGUUGACGACCCCCCUUUCCAAACCCCUAAAAUACGCUCCACGCCGCCCGACCCACCAGGGUUCUGGUUCCAUGAAGAGGGUUCGGACUAGUGCCCAUGGUGAAUAUUUGGACAUUUAUGGCUGCACUGUUGGAACUGCUUAGGCUGAACCAAAGCAAAACAAAUAUCUGUCAACAUUUCUACCAUUUCUCAAUCCAAAAAAAGCCUGUUCAGUUAAGUCAUGUAGAAAGCUGUAAUCUUUGGUUAAUUACCUCGUCCGUAUUUGACCGGCCCCACUUAACGGAAUAACGGUUGGACUUUGAAUCUUGCUCGACAUUCUCAGUGUGUGUUGUUUCAUGUAAAUA
Conger conger (European conger) is the source of this 1422-nucleotide messenger RNA. It is a transcript of the gene mrps22, whose product is annotated as mitochondrial ribosomal protein S22. The record is from RefSeq and is a predicted model, not a curated record. Gene Ontology annotation, cellular component: mitochondrial small ribosomal subunit. Gene Ontology annotation, molecular function: structural constituent of ribosome. Lineage: Eukaryota; Metazoa; Chordata; Actinopteri; Anguilliformes; Congridae. The transcript is spliced from 8 exons. The coding region runs from base 62 to 1084 and encodes 340 amino acids.